GAUUUUAUAAACCUGUAUAAGGUCACCCCUCAACCUCCUAUGGUCCAGUGAAAACAGUCCCAGUCUAUCCAGCCUUUCCUGGUAACUCCUACCUUCCAUUCCGAGCAACAUGCUGGUAAAUCUCUUCUGAACCCUCCCCAGCUUAAUCAUAUCCUUCCUUUCACAGGACUUCAUGGUACAUCCAAUCGAAUUGUAAAACUCAGGUUGGCAGGAUAGUGUUAAGUAGUUGUAUUUGGGUUGAAUGAAAAUGGAGAAACUCAGCAAGUCUGGCAGCAUAUUUGAGGGAAAACAAAAGAGUUUCUACUAUCCACAGUUCUUUGUUUUUUGAAUUUGGUUUGGAUUCUGAAAAGCUUUUGCAAUACUUGCUUGGGUUAGAAUAAGCAAAAUGGUAUUUGGCAGUUAUUCUUUGGUGUGGCACAGUUUUUUGUGGCUAAAGUUGGCCAAACCUUUCUUCUUUUUACCUUCUUUGUUGUUCACAUCUGCCAUUUAACCACUGUUCAUUUUCAGAUAAAGAUUUUAAACAUUGAUUUUCUUUUACUGUCUGUGCCUUAAGCUGAAUGCACCACAUCUUCCCCCUUUAAUUUGGUUCAUUUUCUUCCUGAAAAAGACUUCCCAACCCAAGACGGGACUUGUAUGAUCUGCUGAAGAUUUCUAGUAUUUUCUGAUUUUUUUAGGUAAUGUAGAGAAGAUGCUGAAACCUCCGAUGAGAAAUUUGUGCUGAUUUGAGAAUUGACAUGGUUUUGUCAUGACUAAAUCCUGCCUUAACAAAUCUAACUAUUUUUGGGCAAGUAGCUGGAACAGUAGAUGUGGAAGUGUCAAAUGUAUGGAGUUUAUAUGGACAUCCAGUUGCAUUUCGUGAUCACCAAUCCCAAUGAAAUUGCAGAGAUUUACAAAGAGUUAAGCAAAUUCCCAUCUCUGUCGAAAGCCUGCAUUGGACCUGAGGUCAUUUCCCAGUAUGGGGGCAAGCACUGCAACAUCUAUACAGAAUGGUCUCAGCGAGAUCUGGAACGAGCAGAGAAGGUGAAAUUCUGCCGACAAUAUAUCAUGUUCUAUGAUGAAGAUUCUAUUGUGUACACAGGCCCUUCUGGAAACUGCACAGAGCUGCAGGGCGAGCUAUUAAGCAAAGAGUCUCCAUCUGGAUUUUUAAAAGCUGUUCUCCGUGAGCACACUAACAAGAAGGGAGAGGAGAAGCAAUUUCUGGAAAUCUGGAAUAAAAACUCCAAGGAGAAGAGUAUUAACCUGACUGCACUUGACAAGCAUGGCAAGGUGUAUGAAGAUGAUCACUUUGGCUGCCUUGUGUGGUCUCAUUCAGAGACUCACAUUCUGUAUGUCGCUGAAAAGAAAAGACCCAAAGCGGAAUCCUUCUUCCAAGCUAAACCAGAGCUCAGUGUGAAUGAGGAGGAAGAUGACAGCAUCAAACCAGAGAAGCAAGAGAAGCCUGUGAAAGGGGAUGAGUUUGUGUAUUGGGAGGACUGGGGAGAAACUCUGGUGAAGAAGACCACUCCUGUGCUGUGUGUGCUUGAUAUUGAGAGUAACAACAUCUCUGUACUGGAAGGAAUACCUGAACACAUUUCCCCUGGACAGGCAUUUUGGGCUCCGAAUGACACUGGAAUCAUAUUUGUUGGAUGGUAUCAUGAGCCUCAACGGUUAGGUCUUGUGUACUGCACCAACAGAAAGUCUGGACUGUACUAUGUGGAUCUGACUGGUGGUAACUGUGUGCAACUUACAUCUCAAACAAAUGCUGUUUGGUCUCCUCGACUCAGUCCUGACAAGUGUCGCAUUAUCUACUUAGAAAGUGAUGCAGGUGGACCCCACCACCAGUGCAGCAGACUUCGCAUGUAUGACUGGUACACAAAGGUGACUUCUACUGUGGUGGACAUUGUGACACGACCAAAUGAAAACGGAUUUACUGGUAUUUACUCUUCAGCACUGGCACAGAGCUGCUGGGCUAUGGACAGCCAGCGGGUUAUCAUCGAUACAUGUCAGAGAAGCAGAAAGGAUCUCCUCGUAAUAAAUAUUGCAAAUGGGAGCGUGAUGUCCCUUACCAGCGGUUCAAGUUCAGUUGCUGGAAGCUGGACGCUACUGGCUAUACACCAAGAUCUGAUGGUAGUUACAUGCUCAUCCCCUAACUGUCCACCCAGUCUGAAAGUGGGCUUCCUGCCUGCUUCUGGCAAAGAGCAGGGAAUCAUUUGGGUGGCACUAGAUGAAGCUGAACCAUUGCCAGGCAUAGAGUGGAAUAUUUUGAAUUUCACACCCCCAUGUGAACAACAAAAUCCUAAAUUCCCUGUGAUGGACUUUGAAGGUAUUCUAUUAAUACCAGGAGAAAAGAAAGAAGAUGCCUCCCAUUCGUUGAUUGUUUGGCCACAUGGCGGACCACAUUCAGUGUUCAUAGCAGAAUGGUUGCUGUAUCCUGUCACGCUCUGCAGGCUGGGAUUUGUUGUACUACUCGUAAAUUACAGAGGCUCUGCAGGCUUUGGACAGGACUGCAUCUAUUCUCUGCCUGGAAAUGUUGGGAGCCAAGAUGUAAAAGAUGUACAGUUUUCAGCAGAACAGGUGCUGAAAGAAAGAUUUCCUGAUACUUCGAAAGCCUUUGUAAUUGGUGGUUCACAUGGAGGUUUUCUUGCGAGCCACCUGGUUGGACAAUACCCUGAAUUUUACAAGGCUGGUGUGAUAAGAAACCCAGUCACUAACAUCGCUUCUAUGCUAGGAACAACAGAUAUCCCAGACUGGUGUAUGGUGGAAGCUGGAUUUGAGUACACAGCUGGUCAGCUUCCGACUCCUGCUUUGUUGGAAGCAAUGUUGAUUAAAUCACCAAUCAUACACACUUCUCAAGUAAAAUCUCCAAUGUUGAUCAUGUUAGGCGAGAAAGACAAACGAGUUCCUCCCACUCAAGGCCUCGAGUUUUAUCGAGCAUUGAAAAGCAGAGGUGUUUCUGUAAGAUUAUUAUGGUACCCUGAUAAUAACCACUCGCUGUCUAAAGUAGAUGCUGAGGCUGACGGAUUCAUGAAUAUCGCGCUCUGGUUCGUGAAACACCUCUAAUGCUGAUUAUUUUCGGAGGCAGUCAUUGUGUCAUGGUGCAAAAUCAAUUACUGGAAAUGUCAUUAAGAUUGUGAUACAUGGCAGCAAUCAACCAUCAGUGAGAUCCAAAUCCCAGGUGGUUACAUCAAGCACUGCAGGAACAUGUUUUUUACAUUUCACUGCAGCUCUUUUUGGCCACAGUAUUUUGAUUUUAUAAGUUCAGGCUAGCCAGAAUUUCAGCAAUGAAUCAGCAUCACCUUUGUUGAGAGGAAGGAUUUUCCAGUGGGUCAUUCAGUUCAGCUAUGCCAGUCUUCAGAAUACUUUACUAAUAAUAAAUAAUUUAUUUCCUGGUUAUUUUGUAGAAUUAAUUUAUGAUGCUACAUUGCAAUUUAAAUUUUGCCAUAUAAUUUUGGAUAACUAUUCAAUUUGUCAUUUUAGUGAUAGUAACUCAACUCUGUGAAGAACUUUAACAGUGAAAAGAAGGAUCCAAAUUCUUUUUUUUUCAGGAGAUCAAUACAAUUGUUAAAAAAUAAAGAAACAUAAGUAUCUGGCAAUUCUGUCUUAGGGUUCUAAUUCUAUCCAUGUUCAUCCUGUGCUCUUACAAGUUGUGGAUUCAAAUCCUGAGAUCUUGUUUACUUAUUGUGUCCUGUUUAUGUCAGGCUACAAAUAGCAUUCUGAUGAAACCAUUCAGACAUCACUAUUUCUUCAAAACUUUGCUACUUCAUUGCUUGCUGUUUAGCAGUAAAAACAUAAUGUGCCUGAGGUAUGCAGCACCUUCAAAACUGAACUAGAGAGAAAAUUUGAUCUAUCUGUACAUGUAUACAUUGGUGCAUGAAAAAUGAUUUUUUGAUUUGCAUUGUAAACCAAAAUCUGCUUAAAAGUUUCUAUAACCGUAUGAAUGAUAGUCUUCAUUAUGACGACAAUAGUUUAAUCUCUAGAUUCUGAUACCACUUAAACUCUGCUUUUAGUUCUUAAAUUAUCACUUCAGCUUCCAAAUUGAAAUAUCGCCACAUAAUUCAGCCCAGCAAUCCAUCAUUCUCUAACUGUUCCGUGAAUGAUGUGACUGACCACUGACCUGAGUACUACUCUUGUCAGGUGAAGUAUUAAUCAGAUUCAUAAGCCUUAACUGGACAGAAGCAUAACCUGUUUAUGACUCUCAAAGCUUCUGUGCCCAAACAAUAUGCAGAUUUUCAUAUGGUGCAGAAGUGUGCCUUGGUAACUUUUACAAAUGUUAAAAUCAGGAUUACAUAGAUAUAUCUUGUAAAUGCUGUCAAUAAAUCUUAAGUUUUUACACACUGUC
Molecule: messenger RNA, 4318 nt
Organism: Rhincodon typus (whale shark)
Lineage: Eukaryota; Metazoa; Chordata; Chondrichthyes; Orectolobiformes; Rhincodontidae
Gene: apeh1
Product: acylaminoacyl-peptide hydrolase
Exons: 22
Coding region: 805-3039 (744 amino acids)
Biological process (GO): proteolysis
Molecular function (GO): serine-type endopeptidase activity
Source: RefSeq, a predicted model, not a curated record